Messenger RNA from Cladocopium goreaui, 819 nucleotides. The record is from the annotation of a GenBank genome assembly. NCBI's taxonomy places the organism in Eukaryota, Dinophyceae, Suessiales, Symbiodiniaceae.
AUGUCAGUGAUGACCAGAAACACCAGGGUCAGUAGGACCAAUUCGAGGUCGUGCACACCCGAGUUGGCCUUCUGUCUGCUAGUGGAGGUUGGCAUCAUCAUUGCAUCUGUGGUGAUCUUAGCCACGAUGGGAUCGGGUGAUGGCAUUACCAUUCGCACGGAUAUCGGAGCUUUGAUUUGUGGCUCCAUGAUCUUGCUGGGCAUGCUGUUCCUGGCCUUGAUCGAACUCCUAUGCCAGGGAUGUGCUGGCGCAACCGAGGUGGUGCUGGUCUAUCUACAAAUCGCCAUCCACAUCAACGCGGUGGGUUUGGGUGCAAUGACCUUGUUGGGUCAUGCUACCUGGCUGCUGGCGCAGUUGCUCCUCUCGGUCGCCGCCUUUGCUUGGGCCACUGCCUGUUGCGGGGCCGCCGUGAACUUGUGGUAUUGCCUCUACUAUUUGCAGGUAGAACCCAAGCCUCGCCUGGGUUUUAGGACGUCCUUCUUUUUGGGAUUGCACUACAAGAGUGCCUUCCUUGUUUGGGCCAUUCUGGUGGCCCUGGCAGUCUCGGCGUUGGUCUUCCCCAAACUCCCUGACACCUUGGGCUUGUCGCAAGAGUUGGCCAUUGCGGAGCACGUGCUGCUGAUGGGCGUGGGGGGCGUCUUCUGCUCGGCGCUGCUGUCGCCACUGCUGCUGGCGCUGUCCCAGCAGGGCCGGCGAUUCAUGUCCAAGGCAGCUGGCCGGAGAAAAGGUUUGUGCCUUCGAAUUCUGACGGUCUUCGUCUCCUCAGUAGUCCUUCAUUUGGUCACUGCACUGGUGAUCCCUCUCUUAGCGGCCCGGUGA